AUGAUGAUGACUGUUUUGAUAACUGAGGAUCCCGGCAGGUCAAUCAAUGUUUACUUACUGCCGUUGGUUGAUGAGCUAAAGGAUUUACGGACAAACGGUGUGCAUACGUACGAUAAAUCCACUGGGAAGAUGUUCACUUUGCGAGCAGCAGUUAUGUGGAAUGUGAAUGAUUUUCCUACGUAUGCAAUGGUUUCUGGGUGGAGCACGAAGGGUUAUAUGGCAUGCCCUAUUUGCAAGGAAGAUGUGACUUCUAGUUGGCACGCCGGAAAAGUUUGUUACCUUGGUCAUCGGAGAUGGUUGCCAAGGGACCACGAGUGGCGGGAAAAGGAUAAAGAGUUCGACGGGAAGAAAGAGCACGACCUCAGACCUAGAGAGUGGUCCGGUGAUGAGAUCUUAGAACAGCUUAAUCGUUUGGAUUUUGCUCUGUUUGGAAAAACAGUUAGUCAGACCAGACCUGCUACACAUAUGAAUUGGACGCACAAGCCUACGUUUUUUAAGCUUCCAUAUUGGUCUAAACUAACAUUGAGGCACAAUCUCAACGUUAUGCAUGUUGAGAAAAAUGUCUUUGACACAUUGAUGGGCACGAUUCUAGAUAUCGAGGGGAAGACAAAGGACACGAUCAAAGCUAAUUGGAUUUGGAAAAAAUGGGCAUACGAAGGGGUUUAUGGAUGA
This is a messenger RNA of Prunus armeniaca (apricot), 672 nucleotides long. Lineage: Eukaryota; Viridiplantae; Streptophyta; Magnoliopsida; Rosales; Rosaceae. The record is from the annotation of a GenBank genome assembly.